AUGUUCGCUAUUCCGGCUAGCGUCAGCCUUUCCUCCCGCCCUUCUCCCGCUCCCCCGCUCCCCCUUGUCCCCUCUUCCCCCCUUCCUCCUCCCCCUUCCCUUCCCCUUCCCUCCCCCUUCUCUCCCCCUCCCCGCUUCCACUUCCUCUCCCCCCUUCUGUUCGGCCGUCCAGACGACGCCUUGGCGACUCUUACAGCCUUAAAGGACGCGUCAUUUCGUACGGCCUGUGGCGAGUGGUGCUGCGUGGGCCUGCAGAACCCGCCGUAUCAGGCAGUGCUGCUGAGGGGCAGCGCUGAGGGCAGCGGUGUGGAUGGUGACAUGGCAUGGCAACAGAGGGAAGAGCAGAGGGAAGAGCAGAGGGCAGAGCAGAGGGAAGAGCAGAGGGCAGAGCAGAGGGCAGAGCAGAGGGCAGAGCAGAGGGCAGAGCAGGUUAGAGGGGGGCUUGCAUACAACUGCGCAGCAGAAGGCGUGGGAGUGGGCAUGCGAGGAGGCAUGGAGAGCAGGACAAGUUGCCCUCAUGCUGCUGGGGCCUGUCACCAACCUUGCCCAGGCAAUCCCCUCAUCUUCCACCUUGCCAUUGUAAAAUCACUCCCUUGUCCUGUGCCCAUGCCGUGCCAACAUAUGAGGCUUGCAUGA
This is a messenger RNA of Closterium sp. NIES-65, 636 nucleotides long. The record is from the annotation of a GenBank genome assembly. Lineage: Eukaryota; Viridiplantae; Streptophyta; Zygnematophyceae; Desmidiales; Closteriaceae.